Messenger RNA from Sceloporus undulatus (fence lizard), 5145 nucleotides. RefSeq names its product adenylate cyclase 4 (gene ADCY4). NCBI's taxonomy places the organism in Eukaryota, Metazoa, Chordata, Lepidosauria, Squamata, Phrynosomatidae. Gene Ontology annotation, molecular function: adenylate cyclase activity. The transcript has 26 exons. The record is from RefSeq and is a predicted model, not a curated record. Gene Ontology annotation, biological process: cAMP biosynthetic process; intracellular signal transduction; adenylate cyclase-activating G protein-coupled receptor signaling pathway. Gene Ontology annotation, cellular component: plasma membrane. Bases 429 to 3686 code for a protein of 1085 amino acids.
GAAAGGCAGUGCAGGGAUGAUGAAAGGGAAGAAUCCAGGCAGUCCUUUCUGAUCAUCAUGAAGCUACUGGAGCUGAAUGUUUCAUCCAGGUCCUUCUCUUCCAACAUCCAGUUCUGAUGAUACCAAACUCACUUGAAUUUUGUGGAGUUUGAUGGGAACAUUGCUCCAUAUUAUUGCAUUUGCCUUGAGUCAUAUAUUGAAAUUUUUUCUGCUCAGAUGGAUGAAGCUGGGUUAAUUUUUUGUUUGGUCAGGAUUUAAUCUACAUCAGUUUGCUGACAAUGGAACCACUCCACCAUCUCAAGGGAAUACUGACUUCACAGUGGAAUAUCUUAUUCAGUUUCUUCAAGGUGUACUGAUUCUUCUGCUGUGGACAAUGAGUAGGGAAUGACCUCUCCCACGAGGUGAGUCUCCCAAGGAAUAGGGGAGCCAUGCCCUGCCAGCGUCGCCCACAGUCAACCAGCGACACCCAACGUGAGGAACUCUUCUAUCAAACCUAUUACAGCCUGAGCCAACAAUACCCUCUCAUUCUUCUCCUCCUGGUCAUAGUCCUGGGCAUCUGUGUGGCUCUCAUCAUCACCUCUUUUGCCAGUGGCAGGGAAUUCUCCUCCAACCUAGGCUUCCUGAUUACCUUAUUUGUUGCUUUGGUUGUCUUCAGCCUCAUUCUGGUCCUUGUGUGCAUUGAAAACAUCUUCCAGCGAUGUACCCGGAUCUUCUCAGCUAUCAUUUGGACCUGCCUGAUCACCAUGGGCUAUGUCUUUGUCUUCACAGGAGGGGUGGUCAGUGCCUGGGACCAGGUUUCCUUCUUCCUCUUCAUCAUCUUCAUUGUUUACACCAUGUUGCCAGUUGGCAUGGAAGAUGCAGUGGCUGCUGGCAUGGUCUCCUCUCUCUCCCACAUCAUAGUCCUGACUGUCUACCUCGCGAUGGAGCCUGGCUCACAGUUGAAUUUGGCCCUGCAGCUCCUGGCCAAUCUAGUCAUUUUUGUCUGUGGUAACCUGGUGGGUGCCUACCAUAAGCAUCUGAUGGAAGUGGCCUUGGGGGAGACCUUUCAUGAGACCUUCAACCUCAUCCAAUCCCGAGUCAAGCUGGAGUCAGAGAAAAGGCACCAGGAACACCUUCUCCUCUCCAUACUUCCUGCCUACAUUGCCUUGGAGAUGAAGGCUGAGAUCAUCGAGAGACUACGGGAUGGAGGCCAAGCACAGCGCCGGCAUGAGAGCACCAAUAACUUCCACAACCUCUAUGUGAAGCGCCACCAGAAUGUCAGCAUUCUCUAUGCUGACAUUGUUGGCUUCACUCUCUUGGCCAGUGAAUGCUCCCCCAAGGAGCUUGUCCUUAUGCUCAAUGAACUUUUUGGCAAAUUUGAUCAGAUCGCCAAGGAUAAUGAGUGUAUGCGGAUCAAGAUCUUGGGCGACUGCUACUACUGUGUCUCUGGGCUGCCUGUGUCACUGCCUAACCAUGCCCGGAAUUGUGUCAAGAUGGGGCUUGACAUGUGCCAGGCCAUCAAGAAACUGCGUGAUGCCACUGGGGUGGAUAUCAACAUGAGAGUGGGAGUUCAUUCUGGAAAUGUCCUAUGUGGGGUGAUUGGCCUCCAAAAAUGGCAGUACGAUGUUUGGUCUGACGAUGUGACAUUGGCCAAUCACAUGGAAGCUGGAGGUGUGCCAGGGAGGGUUCACAUUACAGAGGCUACCUUGUCACACCUGGGUGGUGUGUAUGCUGUGGAAGAAGUUUGUUGCUGGCAACGGGACUCGUACUUGAAGGAGAACCGAAUUAGAACCUUUUUGGUCAUUGAUCCCAAGGCUGAAGAAGAAAGCUCCACUGAAACGCUUUCACCUGUGCCAGGCGAGAGCUACAAGAUGAGGGCAUCAGUUCGGAUGACCCGCUACCUGGAGUCCUGGGGUGCAGCCAAGCCUUUUGCCAAUCUCAAACAGCGGGACAACCUUCCGCCAGAGUCAGCAGGAUUUGUUCGGAACAACCACUCGGAGAUUUCUCUGGGAUCUUUGAACCAGCAGAGGACCAUAGAGCGGGGUCGUGCCCCCAGGAGCCCAGAUGAAGACCUGGAAGGUGUGGAUGAAAAGUUCUUCCAACUGAUUGAACAGCUUAACUCACAGAAGCAAUGGAAGAAGUCAGAAGAUUUGAAUCGCAUCACCUUGUAUUUCAAGGAGCAGUCUCUUGAAAAGGAGUAUCGGUUCUCGGCGCUUCCAUCUUUUAAUUACUACACAGUUUGCACCUUCCUGGUUUUCAUCUCCAACUUUGUCAUCCAGAUCCUCGUGGUGUAUAAGACAGAAGCCUUGGGGAUAUCCUAUGGAAUUGCAUUCUUCCUCUUUCUCCUCCUCCUCCUCACCUGCUUUGCUAGUCACCUGGCAAAGUGUUUCUUGAAAGGGCCGAAGGUCUUAUACUGGGUUCCAUCCAUCUCAGCCAGUGUCUGCAGCCAACCAUGGCUACGAGUCUCUCUGGGCAUUGUCACCAUACUUGUGGUUCUCACCAUGGCUGUUCUGAAUUUGUUCUUUAUGCCAGAGACUUCCUGCUUUCCAAACCCUCCAAAUUCCACCAUGGCCGGUGUGAACAUCACCCAAGAGUUUAUUCAUGUUGAUACCCUCUUCUGUGUGCCAUAUUACAUCUACUGCUGUAUCUUGGGGUUCCUCUCAUGCUCCCUCUUCCUGCACAUGAACUUUGAGCUCAAGCUGACCAUGUUGACCCUUUGCCUUGUUGUCUACAAUGUGCUGUUCCUUCACUCCCACUCGUGGCUCUCCGACUGCUAUGUCUCCUGCCUCUACCCUAACCAGACAGCUCUCAGGCCUGGGGUGCUGAAGGAACCCAAGGUGAUGGGAGCUUUCUCAUUCUUUGUUUUCUUCUUCACGCUCUUGGCUUUGGCGAGGCAGAAUGAGUAUUAUUGCCGCUUAGAUUUCCUCUGGAAGAAAAAGUUUAAAAAAGAGCGUGAGGAGAUUGAGACCAUGGAGAACCUCAACCGUGUUUUGCUGGAGAACGUGCUGCCAGCUGAUGUCGCUCAGCAGUUCAUCCGCCAGAAUCGUCGCAACGAGCAGGAUCUCUAUCACCAGUCUUACGACUGUGUCUGUGUUCUCUUUGCUUCCAUACCGGAUUUCAAAGAGUUUUACUCAGAAUCCAACGUCAACCGUGAAGGACUUGAGUGCCUUCGGCUGCUGAAUGAAAUCAUCGCUGAUUUUGAUGAGCUUCUCCUGAAACCCAAGUUCAGUGGAGUUGAGAAAAUCAAAACCAUCGGCAGCACCUACAUGGCAGCCACUGGCUUAAACAUUGCAGCUGGUCAGGAUAACCAACAGGAUGUGGAUCGGAGUUACACCCACCUGGGAACGAUGGUGGAAUUUGCCAUGGCUCUGGUGGCCAAGCUAGACAUUAUCAACAAACACUCUUUCAACAGUUUCAAGCUUCGUGUAGGCAUAAAUCAUGGGCCAGUGGUAGCUGGAGUGAUUGGAGCUCAGAAACCCCAAUAUGAUAUUUGGGGAAAUACUGUGAAUGUGGCCAGCCGGAUGGAGAGUACAGGUGUGCUGGGGAAGAUACAGGUCACCGAAGAAACAGCCAAGGCUCUGGAGACUCUGGCUUAUACUUGCUCUUUGCGUGGAGUUAUCAAGGUGAAGGGCAAAGGUCAACUACGAACGUACUUUGUCUGUACAGACAUGGCUCGGCCUGGUCCCCAAGGGCCAAUGCUGAGCUGACUCCCAUCAAAUGAAACAGUGACAUGCACAAAACCCUUGAUGGCUGGAAGUUCUUGUAAAUAACUGCAAGCUCUUUCUUGUGACUUUUGGGAGCCACAGUGGACUUGAAUGACUUCUGUAGCCUGUGAUUUCAUGAAAGUCUUUGUACUCCAUGCUUGAUUUGUGGUCUGUAUCAUAAUGAAAUGCAGGCGAUGAUGAAGACAUCCCCGGAAACAUCUCACAGAUAACAUUAGUGACAGAUAGAGGAACUAAAGAAUAAAUUGCCUCUUUUGAGAAAGACCUUGCCACCAGAGUAAGCCAUGGGCAAUGUGCUUCCAUUUUUUUUCUGUUGUUACAAGAAGAGGAAAUAAUAUUUGAAAUGGUCACAAACAUGUUUUUUGAGUGUUGAGAAACAAUGACAAGAGGAAUCCUUGACUGACGAGAAUCUUCACAGUUUGGGACUUAUUCUGUGCAAAAUUUGCAUAUGAUUGUUUUAAACAGAAAUCAGCAUUUUCUGUAAAGGAAGCAACAGAGAAAUAUUAAUUCAUGUCCAGAAAACACUGCAAUCUGUGCAGAAAAUACUGUUUUUUAUGCAAAUCAUCUAUGUGUCAAUUUUAUGCAGAAUAAAUCUUAAUUUAUAGCAUCUCUUUGCAGAAGACAGUAUUUUCUACAAAGAAAUCAAUAUUUUUGCAUUGAAACAUUAUUUUUCAUGCAGAGAAGCCUGCUUCUUGAACAGAAAAUGUUGAUUUCUGUGCAAAAGAGCCAUGUGAAAUAUUUUCAUAUAAUCAGUCCUGAAUUGCAAAUCACCUUUGAAAACUGUGUGGUAUCCAAAGUCUUUCUUGCAGUGGGAACAAAACUGCUGAAGUUGUUCAUUGCAACCUUUAAGAAGAAACUUAUUGAAAAAUUGUAUCCCUAUAGAAGAAUGAAUCCUUCCACCAAAAACACUUAAUGGAUCCCUUGAAGGACUAAGCAGAGCUUCAUUCUGGUUUCAAGAGGGAAGAAAGAAACUUCCUGGUCAGUCCAUGGUUUCACAGAUCCUCAUUUCAUUAUUCCAAAUCUGUCCAUAUGAUCAGCAACUAUGUUCUAUGGAGACUCAUUUUAGGAAAUUCUUUCUUCAAGACCACAAGCAUUGAAUCCAGAGAGUUUAUGAAUAUGUUUGAGCCCAUCUCUCUCAAGCAGUGACCUUGGAGGCUUAAAUUUCCAGGAGCCUUCAAAGACUCCUCCACUUCAACAUAAACUGGGCAGGACUGGCCCCUUGUAGCAAAAAGCCUGAUAGGGCAUGGUUAUUGUUGUGUGCCUUCAAGAUGUUUCUGACUGACAGUGACACCGAGAAAAGUCUGGUGUGGGGUUUUCUGAAAAAGAUUUGUCCAGAGGUGAUUUGGCUUUCCCUUCUUUUGAGGCUAAGAGUGUGUUAUUUGUCCAAGGUCAUCCAGUGGGUUUCCAAGGCCAAGUGGGGAUUCAAAGCCUGGUUUCCCAACAC